AAGCCUAAGUCUCUCUUCCUUCUUAUCUUCCUUAUCUUUCCAAUCUAAGGAAAGGGUGGAGGGAGGGUAAGGGGGUAACAGGGAGCAUCUGCCAUAGUUUAUUGUCGCCUUGUUUAAACCUUGACAAUCACACAGAUCAAAGCUCAGAUAUCGCCAGGAUGGUAGAAAGGCUGGAACGUGUGGGGAGACUCACUCAUCAAGGGAUAACGUAAGAACAUCAGACACUGGAAAGACCAGAAAUGAGAAGACCAAAUCCACUAAGGCUGGAAACGGUCACAUGAAUAUACUCUAAUUCAAGGAGUUAUUCACCUCCAGGAUGGUCCAGGUGAUGGUUCAAUAUACCUUUGAGUUCACAAACUUGCUCUUGCUUGUCCUGUUGUCCAGGCAGCAGCCGGUGAGGACGGCCCUGGCCAUGUCAAGUGACAUCUAUGUACACAUGUAUACAUGCCCAUGCUAUGUACGUGUAUACAACCUUCAAUCUAAUAUAUGUCAUAUUCAUAAUAUAGCGUGCACGGUGUAGGUAUUUGGACAACAUAAGCAACACAGUAUUUUGUAAUAUUUAAUAAAUACAUCAGCUUAAAAUGCCACUUUUUAUUCUGCAUGUUGGCAGCACUAUUAGGUUAUUAAGGCUGUAAAGACACUAAAAAUCUACUGAAUUUCUCUGUACUUUUUUUUAAAUUAUCACACAGCCAAUGAAGACAGCCCAAAGGCAGCUGGAUUUUGGUUCGGUAACUCUGGUUUUGGGGAACACGGUGCUGCUGUGGGUGUCCUUCUGGGGCCUUACAGUGCAGGCUGGGGGAAGAGAAAAGAAAAUCCAGCUCCUUGGUUUAUUUUUUCCCCCAAGAAUAUCCAAGAGUCAGCUAAGGACAAAACCCUUCCAACAAGGAGCAAAUACAGGCAACAGUUCCAAACCCACCCCAGCGUAACGCCCUGCAUCCACUCCUUGUGUAACACCCUCUGGCUUUAAGUGUCUUACACAAGCCUUUACUCACUCUGUGCUGAGCUGUGCCUAAGCCAGGAUUGACGGAGAAUCCUAUUUAGGAAAACACCCUUGAUGAAGAGAGCACGGAGCAAAGAGGAAAAUUUGCGGGGAUGCUUCCAAGUGUGACGAGCAUAGUAACACAGGGACCAUCGCGGGGAGGGCUCCCGUAGCGCUUCCCAUCGCUUGGGAUAAAAGAGGAGCCUUAAUUCGGUCCCAAGCAUCUGAGCUGGCUGCGGUCGAGGAUUACAAGAGCUGUUUUGAUCAGGGGAAAAUUCUGUUUUUAGCACAGGUGGCAAUUAAAAUAGCUCGUGAAUCUAAACACCUCGGGGAGCUGCCACAAAAGGAGGCAGAAAACCCAUCUUCUGGUCUCCUCUGCAGCCAGGGAUGAGCCUGGAGAAAGCCCAGGAGACGAGAGCUUGAGGUUCACCUGGUGAAAAAGGACAACCCGAGGCAUCGAGCUGGAGACACCGGUUUGAUCUGGAGAUGGCUGGGGAGGAGCUGCGGGGCUCUGGCACCCCGUUCUCGCUCUCCUUUUCGGGCAGCGGCUUCUUGGCGCUGUACCAGGUCGGGGUGGUGCAGUCCCUCCUGGAGCUGGCUCCCAAACUGCUCCAGUCGGCCGGGAAGGUCUACGGCUCGUCCGCCGGCUCCCUUAUCGCUGCCGCCGUGGUGUGCGGCAUCAGCCUCGAUGACCUGAAGGAAUUUUUCUUCUCCACGGUAAAAGAAGUCAGGAACACCAUCCUGGGCCCUUUCUCUCCCAAGUGCAGCUUGCUGGCCAAUAUCAAGGCGGUUUUGCAGCGGAUGCUCCCAGAGGACUCGUACCAGCUGGCGUCGGGGCGGCUGCACAUCUCGCUCACGCGCGUGGUGGACGGACAGAACGUCAUGGCCUCCGAGUUCAGCUCCAAGGAGGAGCUCAUUCAGGCUCUCCUCUGCAGCUGCUUUCUUCCUGUCUACUGUGGAUUCAUCCCCCCGUCCUACCGAGGUGUGCGAUACGUGGACGGAGGAUUCACCGGCCUGCAGCCCGUCUCCAGCCUGGAGGAAGCCGUGAUCACCGUGUCCCCGUUCACAGGAGAGCUCGAUAUCUGCCCGCGGGACUGUCCCGCCACCUUCUUCUGCUUCCAGAUCUUCAACGGCAGCAUCCAGAUCUCGAUGGAAAACCUCCUGCGGAUCAGCUACGCUCUCUUCCCACCGAGCACUAUGGUCCUGAAUGACUUUUUCUCCCAGGGGUACCAGGACACAGCCCUUUUCCUGUACAGGAACAACGCCUUUGGCUUCAACUACUGCGACGGCAAUUUCCGCUUCGCCAGCAUGUGCGGCAGGAACGACUUUGCACAGUCCAACAGGACGGUCACCAGCCUCUGCAAGAUGGUCCCGCAGUGCCUGAGCACCUGUGUCCUGGCAGGCUUGGCUGUGUGGAGGAAGCAGCAGGUGGCUGGACUGCAGGAUCCGCUCUCAAAGGUCCUGCUGCAGUCACACAGGCUGCCGGCUCCCGUCAGGAAGGGGCUGAAGAAGCUGCGGGGGCUGCUGGAAGGUAUCAGCUCCACGGUAAAACGGCUCCAGAAGUUUCUCCAAACCGUGGUGCCUGGGUUGCCCAAAAGAGCCGUGGCCAGGAGGUAACCGUCCUGGAUGGGCCCUGGGGGUCUUGGACACCACGCGAUUCCGGAGCUCACGUCACACAGCCCCACAGCUGCUGUUCCUUUAGGAAAUUGUUUGUUUGUUUGUUUGUUUGCCACUUGGGGAAACCAGCUGAUUUUAUUUGCAUUGCUGCUGCAGUUUCCCUGCCCAGGCCUGAGCUGCUUUAACACGACAGCCGAGGAAAAGCACCGCGGUGCUGCAUCUGCGACCGACCCGCAGCCCGUGCUGGGGCCACCGGGCAUCUUCACCUGCGCGCACACACAGACCAGCUGCUCCACUUGCUCAUCUCCCCCUGCUUUAAUGCAGAUCGCAGGGCAGAUAUUUGCUGGGAAAUGUCACAUUUUAAGUGUUUGCCUCCCGCUCAAAAACUUUCAGAGAGAUGCAUCGAACAGAAAACAGAGGGAAAAGCCUCAGCGAGCAUCACACAGGGCAGGAACUCAUUUUCUCCAGGUUCCUGAAGUAAUUUUACUAAUUACCUAUUCCUGAGCCUCACAGACGCUUGGAUGCCUGCUUCUCCUGCCAGUGGAGGUAGGUGCACAUCCGGACCCCUCUGAACUUGCAGCUGUGGAGAAGGAUGAAGAAACCUAAAGAUUAACCUCCCUGUCCUUCACAAUGCCGCAGUCUUGCAGACUGCACCUCCUAUUGCACCAGGAGAGCACACAUUUCACAAAUACAUUAGUUCUUUCUGUAAAUCACUGCUAUGAACACCGUAUGGUCCAGGCAAACACACCUCGUGUUGCUGGUCUGUACGCAGAAUUAAUUGGCAGCACUUAACAUCCCAAAUACACUUUGCACACCAUGGGUUGACGGACUGGUUGUACUCCACUGUCUCCCCCGUUUGCUGGUUCCCGAUGGGCAAGAAAUGGAUCUCAACAGCACAAGCUGUUUAUUUGAAUAAACCAUUUGAAUAACCAUUGA
This is a messenger RNA of Columba livia (rock pigeon), 3532 nucleotides long. RefSeq names its product patatin like phospholipase domain containing 1 (gene PNPLA1). The transcript has 9 exons. The coding region runs from base 1466 to 2596 and encodes 376 amino acids. Gene Ontology annotation, molecular function: triacylglycerol lipase activity. Gene Ontology annotation, cellular component: cytoplasm; membrane; lipid droplet. Gene Ontology annotation, biological process: triglyceride catabolic process; lipid homeostasis. The record is from RefSeq and is a predicted model, not a curated record. Lineage: Eukaryota; Metazoa; Chordata; Aves; Columbiformes; Columbidae.